CCCUGAUUCACGACAGCCCCAGAAUUAUGUCAAAAACAACGUCAAAUUUCCAGUUCCAGGCCAUAAAGACAUUUCCAACCUCUUUCGCAGUGCAUACCUGUGUUCUCUUUUUUCCAGACCGUUAACCAGAGCCUCCCACAUUCCAUAAGAUUCCCAGAAGCAAUUCAUUAUAAAAUCCCGAGUUUUCCCUUUUACAGAACAACUUCAUCAUCACGCAAGACCACAGUACAGCCAAAGCCAACGCUCACCACACAGCACUGUUACAUACCCUUGAGCCUCUCCGCAAAUGACCAACAUAUUGUUCUAAUUGCCCAUGGAGGACCAGGCCUAAGUCUAUGCAAUGAUGUGGCCCGGGAACUGGAAGAAGAAGAAGGAGAGGAGUUCCUCCUCAUUGGCGUCCCAGAGUAAGGACGCAUCUGGCUCUGGACCAAAAGAGAAGGCGAGUAGCGAUAGUAGUAGUGGCGGCAGCAAGGAUGGAAAGACGGAGACUGAGGUCGAGACGGUGGAUUACAAGGAUAGGUAGUAGUGAGAAGUGAGGUGGGUUGCAAAAAUGUCGGAUUGUGCAGAGUCAAGGGCGCGGUGGUUUGAAGGAAAAUGCCAUGGUUCAGUUGGUUUGGUAGAAUAAAAAGGGGAAGGUCAUGUUGGUAAGGUAUGUCUUGUUUACAUUGGACGAUGAAUGUGCAUUGAAACUGCUGUGAGAGCGACCGCACGUGCUAGGGGGUUAAUAAGUCGAGAGUUCGAUCCAACAUCUCAACAAACAAAAUUGGUCCAGUGGUCGAGCGGUGGGUUGCGCAAAGGGCGUAACUCGCGGGGCUACAGGCGGGACGGUAGAGCGAGGACGCCCCCUGGUGCAGUGCUAGGUUCCGUAGCCUGUAGUAGUGCUGUAGCUGGCGCCUUCCGGCUGUGUCAAAUAGG
Messenger RNA from Neurospora hispaniola, 915 nucleotides. RefSeq lists its product as uncharacterized. The transcript has a single exon. Lineage: Eukaryota; Fungi; Ascomycota; Sordariomycetes; Sordariales; Sordariaceae. The annotation marks the transcript as partial. The record is from RefSeq and is a predicted model, not a curated record.